AUGGUAGGCAGCACGCUCACCACACAUGCCGCAGUUCAAGACGACGGCUUAAUCCUUUACUUCAGUUUCGAUUCAGAAAAAGGCGGAAAGAUUAUAGAUGAAACCGGUGGCAAAAAUGAUGGUGACCUGGUUGAUGGCGCGAAAAUUGUCACCGAUGAGGUUGUCCACGGCAAAGGCGCGAUAUUAUUCGACGGACCCGGUGACAGUGUGACAGUUGAUACCUUCAAAGAGUUAGAAGAUUAUACGGAUAACUCCUUUCUCUUCUGGCUCAACUUCACUAAAGCGAACUCCGGUGGCUGGGAUCAAAUUAUCGCGAAAAAGGCACCUGGCUCCGACCGUUCACCCGGUAUAUGGACCUGUAACCGUGUGCCUCUGCACAUCCACUAUCGGUUUGAACCUGGUAACCAGGGCACAAAUUGCGCAGGUCCUGAUGGAGAAAACGAUACGUUUGAAAUCGGCGAAUGGUAUCAUAUCGCAGGUGUUAAAGAAGAUGCCAAGUUGGCGUUCUAUGUCAAUGGCAAAAAAGUCGCGGAACCGGGUGUCCCGAAAGAGCAUAGGCAAGGAGCAGAGAAAAUGUAUAUCGGUAAAACGGGUUAUCAAUCUGCGAAGUUCUACCUUGAUGAUCUCUAUGUCUACGAUAGGGCAGUUGAUGCCGACGAGGUUGAAGAUAUUAUGGAUGGCAAACUCCUGCCUGUUGAACCGGAGGACAAACUCGCCACGACGUGGGGACAAAUGAAGACGCGUCGUGAUUAA
Molecule: messenger RNA, 753 nt
Organism: Geodia barretti
Lineage: Eukaryota; Metazoa; Porifera; Demospongiae; Tetractinellida; Geodiidae
Source: the annotation of a GenBank genome assembly